Molecule: messenger RNA, 1254 nt
Organism: Bactrocera tryoni
Lineage: Eukaryota; Metazoa; Arthropoda; Insecta; Diptera; Tephritidae
Gene: Rbm13
Product: protein MAK16 homolog
Exons: 4
Coding region: 97-1083 (328 amino acids)
Biological process (GO): maturation of 5.8S rRNA; maturation of LSU-rRNA
Cellular component (GO): preribosome, large subunit precursor; nucleolus
Source: RefSeq, a predicted model, not a curated record
UGGUUUGUUGAAUUCGUUUCACACGUGUUUUUACAUUGGUGCAUUGCUAAUUUAAAUUAAUUUAUACCAUUAUUUUGUAUUAAAAACUAAAACACAAUGCAGCACGACGAUGUAGUGUGGAGCAUUAUAAACAAAUCAUUUUGUUCACAUAAAGUCAAAACCGAUACACGCACCUUCUGUAGACAUGAAUACAAUUUAACCGGUCUUUGUACUCGCCGAACAUGCCCUCUGGCCAACUCACAGUAUGCCACAGUUCGCGAAGAAAAAGGUAUAAUUUAUUUAUACAUAAAGACUGCAGAAAGAGCGCAUAUGCCAAACAAAUUGUGGGAGCGAGUUAAACUAUCACGCAACUUCGAAAAGGCACUGGAACAGAUCAAUGAAAAUCUAGUCUUUUGGCCAAAAUAUAUGAUUGCGAAAAACAAACAACGGUUUUUGAAAAUUACACAGUAUCUCAUACGUAUGCGUAAACUUAAGCUACGAAGACAGAAACUGAUAGUACCCCUAUCGCGUAAAAUCGAGAGAAGGGAAGCACGCCGAGAGAAAAAGGCUUUGAUAGCUGCGAAAAUUGAUAACCAUAUUGAAAAAGAGUUGUUGGAACGUUUGAAAAGCGGCACGUACCAGGAUAUAUACAAUUUCCCACAAACUGCAUUCAAUAAAGCGUUGGAAGCGGAAGAAGUGGAAGAUGAAGAAGCGAGCGACGAAGAAGAGCAAGAAAUCGAAAAGGAAAUGGAAGUUGACGAAGAGGUGCGCCGUGAGUUACUGGAUGAAGAAUUCGUGGAAGCCGAUUCCGAUGAGGAAGACGAUGAUGAUGAGGAUGCGAAUAGUGAUUCGGGAGAACGAGAAGAAAUUGAAGUGGACAGCGAUUUUACGGAUUCAGAUAAUGAUGGGGAUGCUGACGAUAUUGAGGAUACACCAGCGCCCGGUGCCUUUGUACGUGCUCCAGCAAAGUCAAGUAAAAAAGCGACCUCGGACACGGCGAGCAGCAGUAAAGCAGCGACACGACGAAGCAAGAAACCUAAAGUGGAAAUCGAAUAUGAAAUGGAAAGUGAAACUGCUGCAGAGAGGCAAAGGCUACAUAACUAAGGUAUAUGUACGACGCUACGUCAACCUCCGAAUCCUUUUGUCGGUUGCUCCGGUAAAUUUUCGCUGUGCACGGGAAGUGGUUGCAUUAACUGUAGUAAUGCAUUUUUUAAAUCAAUUUAGUGGUAUAGUUAUGUAUGAAAUAAAAAUAUGGCAAUUAAGUGCAAAAUUGAA